Messenger RNA from Linum trigynum, 1501 nucleotides. NCBI's taxonomy places the organism in Eukaryota, Viridiplantae, Streptophyta, Magnoliopsida, Malpighiales, Linaceae. The record is from the annotation of a GenBank genome assembly.
CGAGUGAAAAGAAAUCUGUUCGCAGUCACCAGGGGAUAAUUGAACGGAGAAAUCCGAAUUUUCCGGCGGAGAGAUGGAAUUGAUUUCACUUCACAAUGUGCGAGUCUCAUCGGCAAUCUCAAUCCCGCCGAUCACUCUGUCGAACCGCAACUUCUCGUUCCCGUUUUCGACUUGGGCAUGUCCUUCGCGUGGAAAUCGAAGGAAGCUCUGCGCGGUAGUUACGGCCAAGAAGAGCAGAAAGCUGCCGCCACAGCAGGAACCAGUCCCCAAGCCAACCAUAGCCGAAACCGAAGAGGUGCCCUCAGCUGACAACGACGACGAGGAAGAAGAUCAGCUACUCUUCGACGAGUAUGAGCUCGACGACGAGGCGUUGCUAGAGGACGUUGAGGAUGAAGGUGAUUUCGAAGAUGAGUAUGUAGAAGAAGAAGAAGCGCUACUCCAAGUUGGGGAUGGGGCUGGUGGGGGUGGAAUAGCCCUAGCUGGGACGUGGUGGGACAAGGAAGCAUUAGCAAUAGCUGAGCAGGUUUGUCUGUCGUUUGAAGGGGAAUUGGGGAUGUAUGCUUUCAGGACACUACCAAAUUCCACCAUCCAAGUCCGAAUCGAGAGGCUUACUAACAAGUCUGGUUCCCCCAAAAUGGAAGAUGUUGAAGCAUUCUGUAAAACCUAUAGAGCACGACUAGAUGAAGCAGAACUUGCUAAGGCCAUACCAGAAAAUACUGCUCUUGAGGUAUCAUCUCCUGGUGUUGAAAGAGUGGUUCGGAUACCUGAAGACCUUGAUCGAUUCAAGGACCGACCUAUGUAUGUAAAGUAUGUCAGUCAGGCAGUAGAAACAGAUGAUGCUUCAGAAAGCGAUGGCAUCUUCAAGCUUGUUUCAUUUGACGUGGAAAUGAAAAGUUGCACCUGGGGUGUGGCAGAUGUAAGGAUAAAUAGAGAAAAGGCAGGGAAGGGAAGACCACUUAACAAGAAGCAAAGAGAAUGGCGCCUAAUUACACCUUUUGAGUCGUUACGCCUUGUACGCGUGUAUUCUGAUAUAUGAAUGUUUCCUUCUGUUCCUUCCAUCUUCUCUCCCACCCAAGAAUAAUGGAUAGUUCCAUAGUCGGUUUUGUUGUUGGUCAGAAAAUGAGUCCAUGCACAAGGCUUUAGUUCUCCUAUAAGCUGACUUCACACUACAUGUACUGUAGAUUUGAAAAACAAGAAUUUUUGUUUACAAAAAAUAUAUUGAUUCUUCUUAUGUGUUAAAGAAAGGGGACAGAUUGACAGCAUGGGAAAUACUGAAGUGCAGUGGGUAUCUGAUGCAAUUCCGAGUGUACAUUUGAGCUCGGAAGAAACAUGCCAUGAUUUGAAGACAUAAACAGGAGUGUCUUCAUUUUGUCUGUACUCCUGUGGGUUUGCAAAUUAUUAGGCAGUUGCUGUUUACCUUGGUAUCAAAUGUUUUCAUGUGCAGGCCGCUAUUUUGUUAGGCAGUUGCUGCUUCGGUGAUCAAUGAAUGAACAGUUUGCUU